UAUGAAAUUGGCCUUAUUGUGAGUAGGUACAAGUAUUUUUGGGGACUGCUGCUUGGAUUUACCUCCUCUACCUAGACUUCAGGGCAUGGGUGGGAGGUGCAGUUUAUUUAUUUAUUUUAUUAUUAUUUUUUAUUUUUUAUUUUUAUUUUUUUAUUUUAUAAAUGUGAAAUUAGUCUCCAUUGGCCAAAUAGAGACACAAUUCCAUCUAUUGGCUGAUAUCACUUUCAUCAGCUCUGAAGGGAAAUCAUUUGCCUCUUGCAGAAAUAUCUCAUUCUUUUUUUGUCCCUUGUGGAAUGGUAUUUUGCAGUUUGUGGCUUUCCCCUUACUUUAUUGUCCUACAAACUAGACAUAUUAAGAUAAGAAAAUACUAAAAAUCUGAGUGGUGGACCAUAUCCUGGAAAACAAAAUUGAAGUCUUCUCCAAGAUUCUUCAUGGCUGCUCAUUCAAAAAAAUUGCAUCUUCAACUAAUCCUUCUUCUCAGCAUCUGUUCUGUGUUAUCUUGGAAGCCAUGGCUGAGCUCUGCAAGUUCUGGUACUGUCUCCACUGAAGAAAAGGUCAAGCUAGAGCUCUACUAUGAGACCCUGUGCCCAUACUGCUCCAGAUUCAUAGCCAAAUAUUUGCCACAGCUCUUCGAUACUGGACUCAUAUCCAUUACAGACCUCAGCUUCAUCCCUUAUGGCAACGCCAAACUCGGCCCCAACGCCACCAUAACCUGUCAGCAUGGUGCAUAUGAAUGCCUGUUGAACACUGUUGAGGCUUGUGCAAUCGACGCCUGGCCAGACUUGAGUGAGCACUUCCCCUUUAUAUAUUGCGUGGAAAGUCUGGUCUACGAGGGGAAGUAUACAGCGUGGGAAACAUGUUUCGCGAAUCUGAGCAUGGAUCCAAACCCUGUCACUUAUUGCUAUACCAGUGGGCACGGCAAAGAGCUUGAGUUGCAGUAUGCAGCAGUGACAAAUGCCCUUGAACCUCCUCAUACAUAUGUGCCAUGGGUAGUCGUUGACGGGCAACCGCUAUAUGAGGACUAUAUGAACUUCAUAAGCUAUAUCUGUAAAGCAUACAAAGGAAGUACCAAAAUCCCUGCUUGCAGUGAAUUGUCUGCCACUGUCAGCCAUUUGGGGAUAUUAAGGUUGUUGAAUCCAUUCUGGUAGGUAUGCAGAAAAGACAACUGGUUCAUGUAUGAGCCCAGCUGGAUACCAGUCUGCUAUGUAAGCAUUCACUCUCCUCUUGAAGCUUUACAUACUUUCUGUUCCUCAAUGUAAAACAACUAUAUAUACAUAAGUCAAAUAGUGCCAUUGAAUUACCACACAAUGUACAAAACCAUAUCUUGUACUCUGUAGUGUUGUUUUUCUUUCGAGGCUUAUACUCCAUUUACAAGGUUUGAACAUGAAAUCUUGAUUUCACAUA
Molecule: messenger RNA, 1404 nt
Organism: Ipomoea triloba (trilobed morning glory)
Lineage: Eukaryota; Viridiplantae; Streptophyta; Magnoliopsida; Solanales; Convolvulaceae
Product: gamma-interferon-responsive lysosomal thiol protein-like
Exons: 5
Coding region: 432-1148 (238 amino acids)
Molecular function (GO): oxidoreductase activity, acting on a sulfur group of donors, disulfide as acceptor
Source: RefSeq, a predicted model, not a curated record